Molecule: messenger RNA, 417 nt
Organism: Fusarium poae
Lineage: Eukaryota; Fungi; Ascomycota; Sordariomycetes; Hypocreales; Nectriaceae
Exons: 3
Coding region: 1-417 (138 amino acids)
Biological process (GO): sterol biosynthetic process
Cellular component (GO): endoplasmic reticulum membrane; intracellular membrane-bounded organelle
Molecular function (GO): heme binding
Source: RefSeq, a predicted model, not a curated record
AUGUCCGCGACAAAGGAGUUCACCAUGCAAGAUGUUGCUGAGCACAACACCUCCAAAGACAUCUACAUGGUUGUCCACGAGAAGGUCUACGACUGCACCAAGUUCCUCGACGAGCACCCCGGUGGUGAGGAGGUUAUGCUCGAUGUUGCCGGCCAGGACGCCACCGAGGCUUUCGAGGAUGUCGGCCACAGUGACGAGGCCCGAGAGGUCCUCGAUGGUCUCCUCGUUGGUGAGCUCAAGCGUCUGCCUGGUGAGGAGGGCCCCAAGCGCCAGAUCGCCAACUCGAACCAGGGCAGCGGCCAGGAUCCUACCGGCUCCAGCUUGACCUCUUACGCUCUUGUUGUCGCUGUCGGCUUCGCCGCCUACAUGGGCUACAACUACCUCCAAAAGCAGAACGAGGCCCAGGGCUCUGCAUAA